AUGUCGACGAGUUCGAGCUCAAAUUCAAGGACAUUCAAAUUAGAAUGUGGUUGUGGAGACGAACCAGGUUUAUUCACAUCAAAUACCGACCUCAAUCCUUGUCGUCGAUUUCGACGUUGCAUCAACACAGAGAAACCCUGUAGAUACUUUUCUUGGAUUGAUCCGGAGCUUGGACCAUUUCAGAAAUCAUGUUUUCUGAAACUGAAGGCUGAUAAGACAUUGUUGGAGGAGCAAUUAAAAUGCAAGGAAGUCACUGUAGUAGCAAUGGCUGAAAGGGUCUCAUUGAAGAAUGAUGAACUAUUGUAUCUUAAAUCCAAAGCAAAUGACUUGGUGGAGCAAUUAAAAUGCGAAAAAAAUACUGCAGUAGCAAUGGCUGAGAGGCUGAAAAUGAAGGAGGAUGAACUUUUGUGUCUUAAAUCCAAAGCAAAUGACUUGGAGGAGCAAUUAAAAUGCGAACAAAAUAUUGCAGUAGCAAUGGUUGAGAGGCUGAAAAUGAAGGAGAAUGAACUUUUGUGUCUUAAAUCCAAAGUAAAUGACUUGGAGAAGCAAGUACAAGUCUUGUCCAAGAGAAACAUCUUCAGAAACCGUAUUGUGUGUGUGUCAGUUGUGUUAUUUGUUGUUUUGCUUUGUUCCUUGGGUAAAGGGGAAAAUGGUUUAUUGAUGUUGAAUUAG
Messenger RNA from Striga asiatica, 672 nucleotides. The record is from the annotation of a GenBank genome assembly. NCBI's taxonomy places the organism in Eukaryota, Viridiplantae, Streptophyta, Magnoliopsida, Lamiales, Orobanchaceae.